This is a messenger RNA of Nymphalis io (European peacock), 1983 nucleotides long. Its product is annotated as ionotropic receptor 75a-like. NCBI's taxonomy places the organism in Eukaryota, Metazoa, Arthropoda, Insecta, Lepidoptera, Nymphalidae. The transcript has 15 exons. The record is from RefSeq and is a predicted model, not a curated record. The coding region runs from base 101 to 1912 and encodes 603 amino acids.
UAUUAAUCUCUCUGUGGAUUACUUUGUCAAUAUUAAGACGAAGUAUGUCUGUUUUUUGACAUGUGGAAAGAGUAAUUGGAAUCACAAGUUUGUCAAGAUAAUGUCUUUCCAUAAUAUUGCAGUAAUAACUGGACAUAUUAGCACCAGACAAAAAUUAGAUUUAAAGCUUAUCAACUUAUGUUUAAAACAAACUUCAGUACCUAUUGGAAUAUUAAUAAAUCCAAAAUGUCCAUCAUUCGAAGACGUCAUGUCUUAUGCUUCAGAAAAUUUACUGUUCGACACAACACACAAAUGGCUGAUUAAUGAAGAAACCAAAAUUUUACGUGAUGAUUUAUCUUUAAUAAUAAAUGAAAAAUACGAUUAUGAAGAUUUUAAUACAACAGAAAGAGCAAAUGAUGCGGCCGAUAUUGAGACUCCUAUCAUUAAUGUACUUAACAAUCUUAACUUGAGCGUUGACGCUGAUAUCACGGUUUCAAUAAGGAAAGACUCUUGGAGAUAUGAUUUGUACGAGAUGUUCAACUUUGGCAAAUGUCGUGGAGGAAAAUUUAUAAUUCAACAUAUAGGUAGUUGGGAUGAAGAGAAAGGCUUAAACCUUUCCAAGAUGUUUAAAUAUUAUCGAAGGUGGAAUUUUCAACAGAUGCCCCUCAAAAUGAUCAUAUCUAUGACUCCAGUACCAAAGGUGUUUCAUCCAGAGAUGUUAUUAGGUAGGAUCCCAGAUCCUUCAGUCGCUGUCGUAAGUCAAACUGGUUCCCAGGUGCUGAACGAAAUAGCAGAAAUUCACAAUUUCAGGUACACCUACACUGUAGUCGAUCGAUGGAUCGGUGACUAUAAUCGGAAUCAUUCAUAUGUAAUAACAAACGGUCUUUACUUCAGGGAACACGACAUAACACCAGUUCUGCGAUUAUUACCAUCUCAUUUUUCAAGAUUUGACGUGGUUUUCCCCACUGUUACACUUAUCGAAACAAGAUACUACUACAGAAUCCCGUCUUAUGGCAUUGGAAAGUUCGAAAAUCAAUUCUUACAACCACUGUCUACUGCCACCUGGUGGUGUGUGGUAGCCAUGGGAGCACUCUGUGGUAUUGUCUUACUGCUAUCAGCGAUCGUGGAAGAACCUCCAAUAACCCUUGAUUAUGCGUUUUUCUCAGUCCUGGCACUGAUUUGCCAACAAUUUUUUGAAGAAGUUGAGGAUUUAAGGCGCGUAUCAUCAGCCCGUAAGUUAACGACAUUAGUAACUGGAUUUUCAUGCAUUCUCAUAUACAACUACUACACAAGCAGCGUUGUGAGCUGGCUCCUCAAUGGACCCCCACCCUCCAUCAACUCUCUGUGGGAACUCAUCGACAGCCCACUGCAGCCGGUUUUACAAGAUACAGGAUACUCAUAUUCAUGGUUACAGAUGCCGGAUUAUUAUUAUAACAAAAAGAACGCAAAAGCCGAAGAUGAAAUGAAGAAAAAAAUAUUAAGUGUGAAGAAGAAAAUAAAUAAUAUUUUGAUAUCAGUGAACGAUGGUAUUGAUUUAGUUAGGCAAGGAGGUUACGUGUACCAUACUGAUGUGAACAGCGCAAAUAGCAGGAUAUCUCAAACAUUUACACAAACGGAACUGUGUGAUUUGGAUUCAUUGAAUUCAAUGGAGAAAAACGUAUUGUACCCAUGUGUACAGAAGCAUAGUCCGUAUAGAGAAUUUUUUAUUUGGAGUCUAUCUCGUCUCAUGGAAAGGGGUAUAAUACGAUGUAUACAACAACGGACAUGGUCUCAUGGCGUGAAAUGUGAAGGCAGUUCCCCGAGAGCUUUAGCUUUAGGAGGUGCUGCUCCAGCAUUCAUACUCCUAGCAGCUGGAUAUAUUUUAGGGACGGUCAUCAUGUUAUUUGAAAGACUUAAAUGGAAACACGACGAGUCGAGACUUAAACGCUUUUAACUACGAAGUACAAGCACUUAUAAAGCUUAAAUCUAACUUAUCAAUAAUGUUCACUACACUUUGCCUUUCAC